Messenger RNA from Rubroshorea leprosula, 1103 nucleotides. The record is from the annotation of a GenBank genome assembly. NCBI's taxonomy places the organism in Eukaryota, Viridiplantae, Streptophyta, Magnoliopsida, Malvales, Dipterocarpaceae.
CGCCCGCCCUCUGGCCCGCUUUCCACACUAAACCAUCUGACCAAACCGACUCAACGAUCGUCCGGACCCCAAAUCACAGCCGUCCAUUUAUUCCUUACCCAACAUUUUCAAACUCUUUAAAACCCGUCAACCAAGUCAUUGAGGGAGAAAUCUCCAUGAAAUGUCCAAGAAAAGCACACGUUACACACACACACCCACACACAAGUCUUUUAAUUUGUUCUAUAUAUAUCACCAUGCAGGAACUUGGCCAGAAACAGAGUAGGAAAUUCCAAUGGCCACCUUCAGAAGAUCUAAAGACGUCGCUGCUGGCAGAUGCAAACCAACCAUGGGAUGCAAAAAGCACCCAAAACACCACCAAUCUCCGGGAGUGUGUUCACUUUGCUUAAGGGAAAAACUAUCUCGCCUGUCAACUUCCAGUUCUCGAAGUAUUCCUAAAACUAGAAUAAUAGCGUCUUCUUGUUCCUCUUCGUCUUUGUCUUCGGAUUCUUCUUCACCUUCUUCUUGUUCUUCACCUGUGUACCCUUAUGAUCAGGACGCCCGGUAUUUAUCUGGGAAGGGGUCGUUGUCCAUGAUCGGAGUUGGGAUUAAUAGGUUGACAAAGAGCAAGACAACCGCUUUUUUUACUAAGCCGAGGGAGAAAGAAGGAGAUGAAAGAAAGAACAGAACUGGGUUUUUGUCGAAGUUGCUUCAUCCAAAGAGGAAAGAGGAGGAAUUGAUGCAUUCUAGAACGGUAAGAGUUCGUUAAUGGUGCGCGAUUAAUCUCCAACUUUCAACAUGCCCUGCUUUAACCGGCCUAGCUAGUAAUACAAAAUGAAAGCUUGAUUGGUGGUGUGCAAGAAUUGUUUCGAUCUUGAUUUUGAUUCUUUCAUUCGUUUGCAUCCUAUUUGCUUUCUAGAUCAGAUGCAAAAUGUUAAUUACGGUUAUUAGAGUAGAUCAAAAGAGAAUACAUGUGCAUGUCUAUUACGAAUAUAUAUGUACAAUUGUGGAUCGAAAAAUGAAGAAAAGAUCUACAGAAAUCUUUUUUGUGAGCUUGUAAUGUGUUAAUAUUGAAGAUUAUAAGUGAGAAGAGGAUUGUACUUCGAUGAUAAACUGUCAUGGUUAUG